UGGAACCGCCAUUACUGUUAGUUGCCAUAAACAGCAUUUUCUUCAGGUCGGAUCUGUUCUGUUGGUUGGAGCGGAUUCGGAUUUGGAUGCGUGCCGUUUGGUAUCAGAACAACAGAGUAGAUUUUCUGGCGAGGAUAUUUUGAAUUUAAUUCAAAAUUUCAAAACUUUCAAUAGUUGUGUUUAGUUUGUUUUGUUUUUGCACAGUCUAACAAUAGUGAAAUCAUGGAUGAUGACUCUGCUGAGUUUGAUGUAAUCGAUGGGGUACGUCUAGUUAAAUUAAAGCCUAAGCCUAAAAAGAAUAAAUUAGUUGCUCAUGAUAACACUAAUAUUCAUAUAGAGGAAAUUGAUGGAGUUCCAGUUGUUAGGGUAGAACAAAAGUUCCUUAAAGACAGACGGCCGAUUUGGUCUGAUAUGGAAAUCAGAGAACUAAUUUCCAUAAUGAAAGAGAAGGAAAUAAUGCCUUUACUGAGUGGAAGGCAAUAUAGGAGGUCAGAUGUUUUUAAAAUAGUUGCAGAUAAUAUGAAUAAAAGAGGCUAUAAAAGGACCACAGAACAAGUCAGCAUUAAGUGGAAACACCUUAGAUUGUGCUACUUUAGAUCAAAAUCUAAGUACCAAACUGAUGAUGAAAGAAAAUUGGAAUUUCCGUUUUACGAAGAAAUAGAUGAAUUGUUUGGUGGGAGAAAGCCUGCAGACAGUUUUAUAUCAAUUGAACAAUUCAAUGAACUGCUCAAUAGAAGACAGAUGCAAAACAUAGAAAUCGAUGGAUCUAAAUUCUUUGAAUCAAACAAUGUUCCUGCUAAUCCUGCUGUCAAAGUACCCACUCGAGAGGAAAUUGAGCAAGCGCGAGAGUCUUCCAUUACGAGUGCGUUGGAGAGUUUCACUCGCAAUUGGCAGACCAUGGUCCUACGUGUUGCGGAGCAGGAGGCGGAGCAAAACAAGAUUGAGAAAGAAAAGGAGUUGCUGGAACAGCGAGAAUGGGAAGAGAAAUUGAUCGAGAAACAGUGUGCAGCCAUGACACGGACUAACCAAGAAUUCCUAGUGGGUCUAAAAGACAUUUUUCAAGGUCUUAUAAAACAGUAGAUAGUUAAGCAAGAUUUGUGGACUCCAGUAGUGAGGUGGAGUGAAUUCACACUGUUUAAAAGUGUACAGUACAGUAAUAAUUUCCAAGAACUACGUUCGUUUUGUAAACUAUAGUUUUAAACUUAUUAAAAUUGUAAAUAACUAUUCAA
Molecule: messenger RNA, 1229 nt
Organism: Macrosteles quadrilineatus (aster leafhopper)
Lineage: Eukaryota; Metazoa; Arthropoda; Insecta; Hemiptera; Cicadellidae
Exons: 2
Coding region: 223-1080 (285 amino acids)
Source: RefSeq, a predicted model, not a curated record